This is a messenger RNA of Helicoverpa zea (corn earworm), 1147 nucleotides long. RefSeq names its product sulfotransferase 1C4-like. Gene Ontology annotation, molecular function: sulfotransferase activity. Lineage: Eukaryota; Metazoa; Arthropoda; Insecta; Lepidoptera; Noctuidae. Gene Ontology annotation, biological process: sulfation. The record is from RefSeq and is a predicted model, not a curated record. The transcript is spliced from 7 exons. The coding region runs from base 30 to 1073 and encodes 347 amino acids. Gene Ontology annotation, cellular component: cytoplasm.
UGUCACUGUGGUUCAGAAUAAAAAUAAUCAUGGCUGACCAGAGACUGCCUUUCCCGUACGAUUUCAAAGAGAUUGAACCUGAGGAGAAAGCAGACAAUAAGAGGUUGUUCAACUACCCGAACGUCGAUUUCAUCCGUGUGGGUCCGAAAGGUUACGUUUUGCCGAGGCCUUACGUGGAACACGCCGAAAACAUAUACAACUUGCCUAUUAGACCGUCGGAUGUCUUCGUGGCCAGCUAUCAGAGAUCAGGUACAACAUGGACUCAGGAACUCGUGUGGCUGUUGGCAAAUGAUUUUGAUUUUACCACAGCGUUGUCUGUGCCAAUCACCCACAGAUAUCCUUUUCUCGAAAUUUACAUGUACUACACGGAGUGGAGUAAAUAUACCUUGAAGAAUACCGAAAAUGUGGUAAGCAUAGAAAAGAAGGAGAAACUUGUAAAGGUGAUGGAGGUGAUGGCUCAGCCGGUGACAGAGAAGCUGGCGGCGAUGCCGUCCCCUCGCUUCAUCAAGACGCAUCUGCCGAUGAGCUUCCUCCCCCCCAAUAUAGUAGACACGGCCAAGAUGAUAUACAUAGCUAGAGACCCCAGGGAUAUCGCUGUCUCCUCGUAUCACCAUGCUAGACUCUUCAAAGUGUUAGACUUUGCUGGUGAAUUUAGAGAUUUCUGGAAUUUAUUCGUAAAUGAUCGCUAUGUAUUGACACCGUAUUUCGAGCACGUGAAAGAAGCAUGGAAUAUGAGACAUCAUCCGAAUAUGCUGUUCUUGUUUUAUGAAGAACUGAAGAAGGACUUGCCGGCAGUCAUACGGCGUGUAGCGGCUUUUCUAAACAAACAAGUGACAGAUAAGCAGAUGACCAUGCUAUGCGAACAUCUCAGCUUCGACAACUGCAAGAAGAACAAGGCUGUCAACUAUGAGCACCUUCGGGAGUUCGAUAUGUUUUCGCCUAAUGAAACCUUCAUAAGAAAAGGAAAAAGCAAUGGUUGGCGCGAGUACUUCGACGACGAGAUGACGCAACAAGCGGAGAGGUGGAUCCAGAAAAACCUCAGGGAUACAGACCUACGCUUUCCGAGUUUAUGAAAAAAUAAUAUUUAUUAUAAUAUAACAGAUGAAAAUAAAGGGCUCAUUCUAUAGGGGAACAAAGGAGAAAUAAA